CCAUUGCGUUCGCGUGAGAUCAAGCUCAGAGUGCCAACGAUGAGGUCCCUCCUCUCUCUGUGUUUCCACUUGGCCCUAGUCCUUACACUGGUCGUCAGUGUUCCUGCUCUGGUUGAUGGAAGGGUGAUUCGCCCUAAGCCUAGACCAAACCCAAAACCGGAACCCAUACCUACACCACAACCAAACCCAAAGCCAAAACCUGAACCAGCACCGCAACCAGAUCCAAAACCCGCACCGCAACCUGACCCAACGCCAAACCCUGAACCAAAUCCACAACCCACGCCUCAACCGGACCCAAGCCCAGAACCUAUCCCUGAACCUGAGCCCCAACCAGAACCACCCAAACCGGACCUGCAACCAAACCCAGAACCUAUUCCUGAACCCGAGCCCCAACCGAAACCGUUAAACCCGAAGCCAGAGCCCCAACCUGAACCACCCAAACCGGACCCACAACCAAACCCAGAACCUAUCCCUGAACCCGAGCCACAACCGAAACCGUUAAACCCGGAGCCAGAGCCCCAACCUGAACCACCCAAACCGGACCCACAACCAAACCCAGAACCUAUCCCUGAACCCGAGCCCCAACCUGAACCACCCAAGCCGGACCCGCAGCCAAACCCAGAACCUAUCCCUAAACCCGAGCCCCAACCGAAACCGUUAAACCCGGAGCCAGAGCCCCAACCUGAACCACCCAAGCCGGACCCGCAGCCAAGCCCAGAACCUAUCCCUGAACCCGAGCCCCAACCGGAACCACCCAAGCCGGACCCGCAACCAAACCCAGAACCUAUUCCUGAACCCGAACCCCAACCGAAACCGUUAAAUCCGGAGCCAGAGCCCCAACCUGAACCACCCAAACUGGACCCACAACCAAACCCAGAACCUAUCCCUGAACCCGAGCCCCAACCGAAACCGUUAAACCCGGAGCCAGAGCCCCAACCUGAACCACCCAAACCGGACCCGCAGCCAAACCCUGAACCUAUCCCUGAACCCGAGCCCCAACCAGAACCGUUAAACCCGAAACCAGAACCCCAACCUGAACCACCCAAACCAAACUCACAGCCAAACCUAGAAUCUAUCCCUAAACCUAGGUCCCAACCGAAACAGUCAAAGCCAGAGCCACCACCUCAUUUGCCGCCCCUUGGCACGGCCAUGGAAGCGAACUGAGAGUAGAAUGUAUGCGACCUAUCUAACUCGCUCUUGACUAUGACCAAGUAAUAAUAUUUGUGCGUGCGCGCUAUAUAUGUAGUACUACUCUCUGUGCACCUGCGUGUGCUCGUGUUUUCCGUGUGUCUUCAUCACCGUGCAUGUGUGUAUGCAUGUAUGUUGUGCUAAGUUUGUGUAUCAUUAAUGAAUAAAAAGGAACAAGUCU
Phragmites australis (common reed) is the source of this 1369-nucleotide messenger RNA. RefSeq names its product vegetative cell wall protein gp1-like. Lineage: Eukaryota; Viridiplantae; Streptophyta; Magnoliopsida; Poales; Poaceae. The transcript has a single exon. The record is from RefSeq and is a predicted model, not a curated record. Bases 40 to 1164 code for a protein of 374 amino acids.